AUGGGCGACGUUACGACUGCGCUCACCUCGGCCUGCGCCUAUGAAGCGCAGAACGACACAACAGCCGCCUCUUCUGGCACCGACUUACGCCGUCCUGGUAGCAGCGGGCCAACGCAACUCCGACGGCACUCAUUCUUCCUUCCGAGGCGCAAGUCCAUAAUAGGUCACAUCAUGGAAGGCGAGGAGGGGCUACUCCUCAAGGUCGACCUCUUUCUCUCCGAGUUGGAGCGUCGACUGGAUCUCAUCGAAAGCUACGCACACAGCGACUUCAGCAAAGACUCGAGUAUUGCACGGGCUUUUGCAACGUUGCAAGCUGUCCGCACAAGGUGCUCCCACGCCUCCGAGGAAGUCAUUGGCGAGGGGCGACGACGACUGCAGGUCAUGGUAGAGACCUUGGAAACGAGAUACCAAGAGACGCUAGAAGCUGCCGAGUCGUUCCACGAAAAGGCACACUUGGGCAUCGAUCUUCUCGAGACUAUGCUCACGGAUUUCGAAAACAGGGCGUACAAGCUUCGAGAGCGAGGGCUCGCUAAUGCCGCCACAGCAGCAGGCGCCUUCGUGGGAGAAGGACGACGCGUGGCAAACGAGAGUAUUGAGAGGGCGCGCGAGGUGGUCCACGAAGGCCUUGAACGCGCGCGCGACGCAGCGUACUCUCUGGAAGAGCACAUCCAGAUGACCAUCCUCAAGGCCCAGGAGACCGGCCUUAUCAUGUACGAGGAUCUGCCUACGCCGUGGAGGAACAACCCGCAUAUUCGAAAGGGCUACCGGUUUAGCGCGACCAAAGUCGGGUGUGUCCAUUCGGCUUUCCGACCUUCCAACGAGUCGUUCAACAUCUGGUCUCAUGCUCUGGGCCUUAUCUUGGUCCUUGCCGUGGCCUUGUAUUUCUACCCGAGCAGUCCCAACUUCUCUCUGAGCACCAAGAGUGACGUCUUCGUCGCGGCUGUCUUCUUCGUCAUGGCGUGUGUAACACUCGUGUGCUCAACAAUCUGGCAUACGAUGAAUGCUGUCGCUGAUCUGGAAGCCGUCUCCCUGUUCGCCUGUGUCGACUACACGGGCAUCUCACUCCUCAUCGCAGCUUCCAUCAUGACCAGCGAGUACACUGCAUUCUACUGCGAUCCCCUCAGCCGCUGGAUCUACAUGAGCUUGUCCGCCUUUCUUGGCCUCGGAGGUGUCAUUAUGCCGUGGCACCCAAAGUUUAACGGGCCGGACAUGGCUUGGGCUCGAGUUGCCUUCUUCGUUGGCCUGGCUUUGACAGGGUUCAUGCCCAUGCUACAACUGUCAUGGACGCACAGUGUGGAGUUUGUCUACGACUUCUACUCCCCUAUUUUCAAAUCACUGUUUGUCUAUCUGGCCGGCGCUGUUGUCUACGCGAGCAAGAUCCCAGAGAGAUGGUGCCCGGGCUGUUUUGAUUAUUUUGGGGGCAGUCACAAUCUGUGGCAUGCUGCGGUCCUCGGUGGCAUUCUUUUCCAUUACACCGCCAUGCAGCAAUUCUUUGCCAGCGCCUUCGAUCGCGCCGAAGGCGGCUGUCCUGCCUACUGA
This is a messenger RNA of Emericellopsis cladophorae, 1539 nucleotides long. RefSeq lists its product as uncharacterized. Gene Ontology annotation, cellular component: membrane. Gene Ontology annotation, molecular function: signaling receptor activity. The coding region runs from base 1 to 1539 and encodes 512 amino acids. The record is from RefSeq and is a predicted model, not a curated record. NCBI's taxonomy places the organism in Eukaryota, Fungi, Ascomycota, Sordariomycetes, Hypocreales, Bionectriaceae. The transcript has a single exon.